UUAGGCACAGAGGCCAAUGCCGGGAAUCAACAGCGAGGAGGUGCUGGGGGCAUCGUAUCGGCCACGACGACCGCAACAGACAUUGUCAACCCUGUUUCAGGAGGAACAGCCCCUAGCCCAACUCAAGAUGGGCUUGUCACCAACUGUAACAACUACGCCAGUGCUACCGCCGGAGACGGCUGUGAAGCGUUUGCCACCCGAAAUUCAAUUGUACCAACACAGCUUUAUGCAUGGAACCCUGUCCUUGGCACUGCUGGUUCUGAAUGCUCAACCGCCCUAUGGGCUAGUGAGUACUACUGUAUCGGCACGUGGAAGCCAACCCAGACUUCUGCCGUGACUGCACCGGGCCCAACCCAGACUGGGAUUACGUCCAGUUGCAACAAGUACGCAGAGGCGAUCUCUGGUGACGUCUGCAGCGUCUUUGCCUCUCGCAACAACAUCACAACCGCUCAGCUCUAUGCUUGGAAUAGCGUGCUGGGAUCCAGUGGAGAGAAUUGCGCGGGUUCCAUGUGGGCGGAUGAGUACUACUGCGUCGGUGUUUCUGGAUCAUCGUCCGCAGCAACAACGACACAAGCUACUACAGCCACGGCUGCGGUCUCGACAACUGCGACUCAGGUAACAGCUCCAGGCCCAACCCAGACCGGCAUCGUAUCGAGCUGCUCCAAGUUUGCCAAGGCGCCCUCUGGAGUUGUCUGCGGCGACUUUUCAAGCAGCAAUAGCAUUUCGACUGAUCAGCUGUACGCCUGGAACACAGUUCUUGGCAUCAAUGGAGAGAACUGCGCGUCUUCGAUGUGGGCGAAUGAGUAUUACUGCGUCGGCAUCACUGUAGCUGCCCCGGGCCCGACGCAAGAUGGCAUCAACUCUAACUGUGCUCGGUACGCUGAAGCACCUUCAGGAGCGACCUGCACCACUUUUUCAAGCGCUAAUGGAGUAACGCUGGCUCAAUUGUAUUCUUGGAAUCCGGUUUUGGGGACGAAUGGGGAGAAUUGCGCGUCAAAAAUGUGGGCAUUGGAAUACUACUGUAUCAGCAUCACCAAGUAG
Molecule: messenger RNA, 1041 nt
Organism: Colletotrichum godetiae
Lineage: Eukaryota; Fungi; Ascomycota; Sordariomycetes; Glomerellales; Glomerellaceae
Product: LysM domain-containing protein
Exons: 2
Source: RefSeq, a predicted model, not a curated record